AUGCUGGGGAGACAGGUCCUGCUGCUGCUCGCAGGGCUUGCAGGCACUGCAGGGCAGGGGCAGGAGUGGGACCUGGGUGCGAGGGAUGCCUCGGUCAUCACUGUGUCCAACGGGGGACCCUGGGGAGACUGGGCCUGGCCGGAGACGUGCCCCAAGGGCUCCUACGCCAGCGGCGUCAGCUUCAAGGUAGAGGCGCCCCAGGGGGUGAUGGAGGAUGACACGGCGCUCAACGGAAUUCGGCUGCACUGCUCCCAUGGCGGGGAUUCCAGUGGCGACUACACAGCCAAGUGGGGCCGCUGGUCGGAGGCCCACUGGUGCCCCCACCGAGGGCGCCUGGUGGGCUUCGCACUGCGGGUCCAGGCACCCCAGCGCGGGCUCCUGAGUGAUGAAGUGGCUGCCACCAGUGCCCGCCUCGCCUGCUCUGAUGGACAUGUCCUGGAGGGGCCAGGGUCCGCCUGGGGCCAGUGGGGCAACUGGAGCCCCCAGUGCCCCAGGGCGGUGUGCAGCAUCCAGACACGGCAGGAUCCUGCACGGGGGCUGAAGAGGGAUGACACGGCCCUGAAUGAUCUGUGUCUCUUCUGCUGCCUGUAA
Messenger RNA from Nipponia nippon (crested ibis), 591 nucleotides. Lineage: Eukaryota; Metazoa; Chordata; Aves; Pelecaniformes; Threskiornithidae. The record is from RefSeq and is a predicted model, not a curated record.